AUGUAUAUAUAUGCAUUUGGAGUGAUUUUGAUGCAGCUAAUUACUGGAAGAAAUGCUAUAGAUGACACUCUGCCAGAUGAGGACCCUCAUCUGGUAACAUGGUUCUGUAGUAUUCUAAACAACAAGGAGAGCAUUGCCAUGGCCAUUGACCAAACUAUUAACCCUGAUGAGGAGACCAUGGAGAGCAUAUACAAAGUGGUUGAACUGGCAGGACAUUGCACUACUCCCAAGCCAUACCAAAGACCGGAUAUGGGGUAUGUAGUCAACAUCUUAAGUCCUCUUAUAGGGCAUUGGAAACUUGCAUGUCCUAACACUUCAAAUGGAGUUGAGGACAUCUAUAGCUUUGACCAAAGCAUGAGCCUUCCUCAAGAUCCACAAAGAUGGCAAACGAUGUAG
This is a messenger RNA of Quercus lobata, 396 nucleotides long. Its product is annotated as receptor-like kinase TMK4. The coding region runs from base 1 to 396 and encodes 131 amino acids. The transcript has a single exon. NCBI's taxonomy places the organism in Eukaryota, Viridiplantae, Streptophyta, Magnoliopsida, Fagales, Fagaceae. The record is from RefSeq and is a predicted model, not a curated record.